AUGGAAGCUAAUAAGUGGGCAAGUUUUUCAGAAGGAACUAGUGAUUCUGAAGGCUACGGAGAGGAUCCUGAUGAUGAUGACCAUUGUUGUGCAUAUGCAUCCACUGAUAUACCCAAGUUGCAGUUCAGGAAAGAUAUCUCAAGAUCACGGUGGCUUGAUCCAUUAGGAAUGGCUGAGGUCGUGGAGAGGAAGGGUGGAUUGUGGACAACUACUGGGAUAGUUCGUUAUGGCAAGAUAUAUUGCUUCAUCGAAGAGAUUUUAUAUCUUACCGAAAUUGGGGCUCUACAUCUCCUCAGUAAAGAUGACACGCCCCUUUCUCUGGAACAUGUAUACAACAAGGUUGCAGAAGGAAAAAGUGGAUGUUCCUUGGAAUAUUAUGAAGCAUAUAAGCACUUGAAAUCUCUUGGUUAUAUAGUUGGGCGUCAUGGGAUUCCUUGGUCAGUAAGAAGGUUAAAAGUAAAUUGUGUUGUUAAUCAAGACACGCCGGAGCCUGCUCAAAGUAAAGAUGAAGAAUCAAGAAACAGUAUUCUCAUCUCUGAAAUGAUUAAUAAUAUACAGAUUGGUGGAUUGAGACUGGCCUUUGACGUUUACCCUCCCAAUAGCAGAUUCAGAAAGUCUGCUCCUGGUGAUCCAUGUUUUGUACUUUGUCUUGCUAGUGAGUAUCCACCUUCCAAAGAUGAAAUUGAAAAUCUUGAGAGACAUUUGCAUGGCAUUCCGUUGAAAUUCUGUCUUGUUGAGCAUGGACGUUUGAGCUUUUUCUCAUUCAACAAAGUUGAGCUCCCUAUCCUUCCAUGAUCCUUUCGAGCAACAGAUACAAAUCUUGGCAUGCCCUGUGAAGAACUAUGGUACAAUUAUGAAUUUUCAGUUUGUGGAUUGAUGUUUAAUCGUUGUGUAAUCACAACACAUUAUUAAUGAAACAACAGAUAACAAGUCU
Solanum verrucosum is the source of this 934-nucleotide messenger RNA. RefSeq lists its product as uncharacterized. Bases 1 to 795 code for a protein of 264 amino acids. The transcript has 4 exons. Gene Ontology annotation, biological process: tRNA-type intron splice site recognition and cleavage. The record is from RefSeq and is a predicted model, not a curated record. NCBI's taxonomy places the organism in Eukaryota, Viridiplantae, Streptophyta, Magnoliopsida, Solanales, Solanaceae. Gene Ontology annotation, cellular component: tRNA-intron endonuclease complex.